Messenger RNA from Aspergillus aculeatinus CBS 121060, 2189 nucleotides. RefSeq lists its product as uncharacterized. Lineage: Eukaryota; Fungi; Ascomycota; Eurotiomycetes; Eurotiales; Aspergillaceae. The transcript has a single exon. Bases 69 to 2189 code for a protein of 706 amino acids. Gene Ontology annotation, biological process: DNA-templated transcription; regulation of DNA-templated transcription. Gene Ontology annotation, molecular function: zinc ion binding; DNA-binding transcription factor activity, RNA polymerase II-specific; DNA binding. The record is from RefSeq and is a predicted model, not a curated record.
CUUUUUUCUUUCCAACUCCACCUCCCCGGGGUAAGACCCGCUGAAGCCACCCACUGUGACACACUAUCAUGUCUUCCACCCCAUCGUCGUCAUCCUCACUAUCAUCCUCAACUCUCUAUGACACAAACCAUAAAAGACGCAAGAUUCGAAAAGGGACCUUUUCCUGCUGGGAAUGUAAGCAUCGAAAGAGACGAUGCAUCUUCGAGCCCGCCAGCAACCCCAGCUGUGUGUAUUGCGACAGCCGAGGGCUGCAAUGCAUUAGCCAAGCCUUUGCCGAUCCAUCCAGCAGCGACAACAACUAUGAGCAGGUUGAGGACCGAAUCCAGUACAUCGAAUCGCUCGUGGACCAUCUACUUCGCCAGCGAAAGAAUGCCCCUCCAACCAAAUCACAGCGACAGGCUGCAGCGAAGAUCUCAGGGGACAAGCCCCCCCUGUUGAGCCAGCACGGGCUCGAUGCAGAAGCCGCCUCCUUUGCUGUCAUCAACCCAGUUGGCAAUUGGCACACACCCACUCGGUCGCUGGGCAGCUUUCUCCUCUCAUAUAUUCCUCCCCCCUCCACUGCGUUCAUGAUUCUAACCAAGGGCAAAUUGUUCUAUUUUCCAUUUACGCUUGUGCAGUCGCCCCGGGUAACCCGCCCACCGGCGACAAUCGAAGCAGCGAAGCCCGAUGCGGCCCUGGAACUGCCAUCAUCGACCACCCCACCGGUCGACCUGGCCCGUAAGCUGGUGCAGCUGGCUCUAGGACUGCAGCAACUCAGCCUGACAUCCUCCCGCGAGGUACAGCUCCAACUGAGGGAAUCACCGGGAGCCGCUGCCCAGCGCUAUCUCACGGUCGCUAGUCGCCAUGUCACCUCCGACAACGAGCUCGUCUGCUCACUGGAGGGGCUGGACACUCUCAUGCUCGAGGCUCGCUAUCACAUCAACGCAGGAACCAUGCGGUCGGCGUGGCUCAUCUUCCGUCGGGCCCUCAGCGUGGCGCAGAUGCUGGGCUACCCCCAGCGGCUCCAGCAAGCGAACCAGAAAACGCAGGCUCUCUUCUUCCGACUGGUGUAUUGCGAUCGGUUCUUGUCGCUCAUCCUCGGUCUGCCUCUUUCGCUGUCGGACAACAGUUUCGCAGACGAUCAUUUCAUGGCGAAGCUCUCGCCAUUCGACAGACUGGAGCGCAUGCAUGUUGUUCUGGCGGGCCGAAUCGCCGAUCGGAACAUGCGCAUGCUGCCUCGCUUUGCCUCGAUCGGACAACGGGAAGAAGUUGGAUUCGAUGAUUACAAAGAGACCGACGACAUCGACUACGAAUUGAGGAAAGCGAUCCGAUAUUUGCCGAUCGCGUGGUGGGAUCCGCCGGUGCUGGAGAACCAGGUGACCGAGGAGGAGAAAAUGGGCGCCCUUGCUCAGAUCAUCACCCAGAUGCAUCACCAUUACCUUCUCAUCCUGCUGUAUCAGCCAUACUUUGUUCAACAUCUGGGACGCUCCCGAGAGGCUGACAGCGUGAUAUCCGUCCUGUCGGCCGGGGACCAUGGCUACAAAAAGCUCGCCAUCCUCUCUGCCAGCCGGGAAGUGCUGACGCGAUGCCUGGCCUUCCGAGAUGAGCACCCGAUGAUGUCCUAUCAUGGGUUGGACAACAAGGCCUUCGUUGCAGCUACGGCUCUCUUGAUCAUCCAUAUCGACGGACAUAAUCUGGGUCGUGCGAAUGCACUGGAGCACCAACGGCCCUUGGAUCUGAGAACUGUCGACAACGUCACCGAGAUGCUGGAGCAGCUCUGUGCACGGAACCACCUGACAAGCCCGACGAUCGGCAUCGUGCGCAAACUGCGAGUGAUCGAGGAGGAGGCGGCGGACGGUGCGGAGUUUUACGUCUUGCGAGCCAACGAGGUCCCUGAGGCUGCGGAGUGCAGCCUGAAACUAGAGAUCUCUUACUUUGGAUCUUUCUGCAUCCUGCGCCGGGCGGCCAGAUCUGCUGCUGAGGUUCCGAUGAUGGCUGUGGCUGAUCCUACUUCCAUGUUCUUUGUCAACAACAUCGGCUUUAUUGGUGGAAUGAACGACAAUGCUCUUUUCUCGACUGCCAGUCAGACACAGGAUCACCAGACCUACUCAGAGAUGGAUUUCUUCAAUGCUUGGAUCGGGACACGGGACAGCACUUUCGUGGUACCGGGAUCUUACACUGGACAGCAAUCUGCAUCACAGCUGAAUUAA